AUGGAUUCAAUUAGUUUCUAUAUUGAUGAUGAGCUAGAGGAAGUAUCUGGGACAGUUUCGAGAACAGACGACCGUCAGAUGCCAGAAGUCUCGUAUGAGCACGUUGCAAUUCAAUCUAAAGCUCCACCUGCACUUCCGUCCUCUAUCCCUCCUUUGCUCCCAGCUGAGCUAAUUCAUAAUGCCCCCUUCUUUCCCAAUAUCACUUCCUUUGCCGCAGAGUACAACAAUCCGGCUUUGGAGCCGACAAAACCGGCAAAUACAAAUUUGCGAGAGCCUUCAGAUUCUAUUCCAAGACUGAGGCCCAGUUCGGACUCGAGAACAGUAGCAUUAGAACGGUCCAGUGAAAACACGCUAGUUGCUACAGAAGGUUUUAAACCUCUAGUUACUGAUAUAACACUCAAGAAACCAGAUCUCGUUCAGGAAAUCACCACCCAAAUUGCGACGGCAGAUCCUAACCCUCUGGUCACUAAUACAACACCGAGGCCAUCAUACAUCGCCCAGGAGACUACCCAUGAUGCGACGGGAGAGCCGAAACCUCUGGCUACGUACAUAAGACCGACGAGAUCAUACACCGCCAAGGAGACAAAGCUGCGGACAGAAAGAAACAUCAAGUUCUUCAAAGACUCCAUCUUGACAGAAGACAAACUGCACAUGCUUGGCACUCGGUGGCUCAACCGCGGUCUUUUGAAGAAUGUCCUCUCAUACUGCAAGCCCUUUACAAUAACGCUACGCAAAACACAUUUCUCGUCAUCUGCGGGCGUCAAGACUCCAUUCCUUCGGUCAGACAAAUCCCUGGUCACACUAGAUCACCGCAACUUGUUUGAUUAUCUGCACGAGAACGACCACUGGGAGGCGUUUGCAGAAUCCUUUGCCAGCACUUGGCCGAGGACAUUCGGAUGGCUUAUCGAUGAAGAUGGGACCGAUCUUCGCUACCUUUGGCCACGUGAAUCGCUCAUUACAGAUGAUGAAGCAGCCAUCAUCUGUCGAAAAUCGGUACCAAGGGGUCAGGGGCCCCAAGAACUUCUUGCGAGUCUUUUCAGGGGAUUCGCCCUCACGACUCAACCCCAGGACAACAUGCUUUGGUGA
Pestalotiopsis fici W106-1 is the source of this 1086-nucleotide messenger RNA. RefSeq lists its product as uncharacterized. The transcript has a single exon. NCBI's taxonomy places the organism in Eukaryota, Fungi, Ascomycota, Sordariomycetes, Amphisphaeriales, Sporocadaceae. The record is from RefSeq and is a predicted model, not a curated record. Bases 1 to 1086 code for a protein of 361 amino acids.